CCUUUUUGAAAUAAAAUCCCAGCACAAGCUCCCACAUAUUUUCUCCAGGAAUCACAACAAUUCGUCAUCUCUCUCUCUCGCUCUAAAAACCCAGUUUGCCCUACGCAAAAUUCAAAUUUUGAGCAAAGAACAGUCAUGGCGAACGAGAAAGUGAACAGGAAACUGAACGGAGAAGAAAAUGAAGAAGAAGAGGAGCCGAAAAUCCCCGUCUUCACAGUCCUCAAGAACGGAGCCAUUCUCAAGAACAUCUUUAUCGUCAACAAAUCCCCCCCGCCGCCGCACUCCAAACCCAUCUCCGCAGUCCACCGGAAAACCCAUGAAGAAAUCUUGAUCGUUGGCCGACACCCGGACUGCAACAUCGUCUUGACUCACCCCAGCAUCAGCAGAUUCCACCUCCAAAUCCUCUCCGACCCCUUUUCCCAAAAGCUCUCUCUCACCGAUUUGUCUUCAGUACAUGGGACUUGGGUUUCGGACAAGAAGAUCGAGCCGGGAGUUCGAGUGGAGCUGAGCGAAGGGGACAGGCUCCAGCUUGGUGGUUCCAGCAGGGUCUACAGCCUGCACUGGAUUCCUAUGAGUCGGGCCUAUGAUUCUGAAACCCCUUUCGUGCCAUUCAUAGAGCACGAAGAUGAUGAAAGUGCAGAACAAGUAGUGGACCAGUGGGAGAAUUCUUUGUCAGCUGAAAACAAAAAACCUGAAUCUCCAGAUUCAAAUUCAGAGGGUAUAGAAUCGUCGUUCUCCGAUGAAAUUGUGGGAGUAAUUGGGAAGAUGGACGUCCCAUCAGCACCUCCACUGCCGGAGAAUGCCAUUUACUCAGUCUGUGAUCAAAGUGAAGAAGGUGGUGAGAACUUAUCAAAAGGUAGCGGUGAAGAGAAUGAAGUGUCAAGCUUCUGGGCAUUUGGAACGGAGUCGGUGAACCUGUUUAUGAAUAUGGAAGAAUCUAAUCCUAGUCGAAAGGAAAACCAGCACCUACAGCCUUACUGUGUCACAGAAGAGGUUUCUGAAAGAGAGAACCCAGAGAAUUCCGUUUUUACUGCAGAGGAAGGAGAAGCUUAUCAUGCUGUGCAUGUGCCUGAGGAAACUGAGAACCAAAGCCAAUUGGGAAAAGACCAUGGAAAGAAUGAUCUUUCGCCUCUUGUGACUGGGGAAAUCCUCGAGGAGACUAAAAUUCAGCUAAUUGAGAAAGAAAAUCUGACCCUGGAAUCAAAACCAAACUUGCCAGUCAACCUGAAUGCUGAACAUUCUACCGGUGAAAAGGAAGAUGAGGCAUAUCCUGCUACUCAAGUACCUGAGGAAUUUGAGAGCCAAGGCCCUUCGAGAAAAUAUCAGGGACAGAUUGAUUGUAUAUGUCUUUCCUCUGGACCUCGGGUGAUGGAGAACUCAUCCUUGCGGACUGGGGAAGUCCUUGAGGAGGACAAAGAUGAACAAAUUCCAGAAGAAAACCUGACCCGAGGACCAAAACCGAACUUGCUGAUUAGCCAAAAGUUUGAACAUUUUGAUGAAAAGGAAAAGGAAGCUUAUGCUGCUGCUUCUGUACCUGAGAAACUUGAGAACCAAAGCCCAUUGGGAAAAGAUAAUGGACAGACUGAUAUUUCAUGUCUUUUUUCUGGACCUCUUGUGAUGGAGAACUUAUCAUUGCCAAUCGGGGAAGUCCUCGGGGAGACCAAAGAUCAGAAAGUUGUAGAAGAAAGCCUGACCCCAGAACCAAGAUCCAGCUUGCCCUUUAACCUAAAUUUUGAACAUUCUGAUGAAAAAGAAUGUCUAGUGGAUGUGAGUUGUGGAGAAUCGGAAAACAAAAGCGUGGCACCAGAAGAUCAUGAAAAGAGGGAUACAAGCAUUUCUUCUGCACUUCUUGUGACAGAAUCUGGAAACUCAUCUAUGUCAGAGAUAAUGGAUGACAAAGAGAGCCAGACCCCACAAUCUCUCUUUACUGCAGCAGGACAGCCUGAAUCGGAAUUCUGUGAAAGUCCUCCACUGAGAUCAGAGAAUAAAUCAAGUACGAGGAUGGGAAGCGUUUGGGCAAGAAGAGGCAAACCUGCUAGUGCUGUAAAGCUUCAAACAGAUAAGAGCAGAGGAAAAUCUACAGAGGCUGGGUAUGAUGAUGAUAUUGAAGAGGACGAGGAGAUCUUUACUCCAGACAAGGAAAAUUUCACCCCAAAUACUAUUCGACUGAGGUCUUUGAAAAAGAAGGGUACGAUAAAAGUUAAGCAUUCCAAAUCAAGCACAUCAUCCUCGUCGAAGCUAAAUCUAGUCUCCAAUAUCCAUCAACAAGAGCUGAUUGAAUCCCCAGGAAAAGAGAACCAGAUAAUGAAGGAACUCCAGGAAACAAAAUUAGUAGGAAAUACUUCUGGAAAUCAAGCAAGGGUGGAGAAAAAGUUGACAGUAACAAAAUUAAGAAGAGAAAGGAUUCCCUUUCAAUCACUAAAAAGCUCCGGAGGCAAGAACAUAUCAGAAGACUCGGUCCCUAACACAGAGACAAAAAGCAGCAUAUCUUUCAGUUCUACUAAAAAUAAGGAGGUCGCCAAUGCACACUCUAAUAAAUCUGUUGGAGAAGGAAAGAGGAGCUGGACUAUGGUUGCAGACGCUACUACUCUUCUAGACAAGGAAUCAGGGAAGUCAUUGCAGUUUCUACAAGGUCUUAAGGGGACUCAGUUAAUCAUUCCAAGAAUGGUUAUACAGGAACUGGAUUGCUUGAAGCAACGUGGCAGCCUUUUCAGAAAGAAAACAGAGGCUGAAUCGGUUCUGGAAUGGAUCGAAGAAUGUAUGGUUAAAACAAAUUGGUGGAUCCAUGUCCAGAGCUCAAUGGAAGAUGGAAGACUGAUUGCUCCAACCCCUCCUGUUUCUCCGCAGUCUCUAUUUAGCGAGAAGAGUUGGUGCUUUCCUUCUGGGACAACGGGCUCAUUGACUUUUUCGAGGUGUGGGAGCACAAUGGACCUUGUAUCACCCUCCCCAGAAGACCAUAUCCUAGAUUGUGCUCUUUUACAUAGAAGGAUGAAGAGGAACGAUGGACAACUUAUCCUUCUCAGUAAUGAUGUUACCCUGAAGAUCAAAGCCAUGGCAGAGGGUUUGCUUUGUGAGACAGCUCAAGAAUUUCGUGAGAGUCUGGUGAACCCACUUUCUGAGAGGUUUAUGUGGCCGGACAGUUCUCCCUGUGGGCGUACAUGGUCUUACUCCGGCAAUGUAGCUUUGAGAGAAAAGUACAAUAGCUGUGGCCCUCUGAAGAAGUUGUCAAAUGGUGAAGGUGCAAAGGGCUUGAAGCUCAUUCUGCACCACAAUUCUCAUUACGGGCAGAUCCGUUAGAUGAACUUAAAAACAGUGUUCAUUUCCGUUCUCAACUCAAGUUGUAAUGGUGUUGUUAUGUCGAGCAAAAUGAUGCCGAAGAAGUUGACUUAUUUGUGCUUUAUCAAGCACUUCAACUUCUUUAUUUCAACUGAUUUUAUCAAGAACUUGAGGAUUCAAAUUGUCCUCAUGUGUCGGUUUUUCUGAAAGUAAUAUGCUAUUGAUUAAAGAAAGAACAAACUUGUAUGCACAAAGGGAUAAGGAUCGCCUCAUCAAAACCUUGUCGGGGAUGUAAGGGAUUAGAUCAAGAACUUGAGGAUUCGAAAUCUGUUGUUAUGCAUCAUUACAUCAUUCAAAUAAAACGAUGCUUUUAAGGA
Malus domestica (apple) is the source of this 3653-nucleotide messenger RNA. Its product is annotated as FHA domain-containing protein PS1. Gene Ontology annotation, molecular function: protein binding. The record is from RefSeq and is a predicted model, not a curated record. Gene Ontology annotation, cellular component: nuclear membrane. Lineage: Eukaryota; Viridiplantae; Streptophyta; Magnoliopsida; Rosales; Rosaceae.